AUGGCUCAGGAUUUGGUGGAGGUAGCGGACGAAUACUGAUUGGAAAAAUGGGAAGGAUCUGAAGUAUCAGUAGCUUCAGAAGAAUUGGGAGGAUUGGAAGAACCGGAAGGAUCGAAAGGUUCUGAAAAGUCGAAAAAUACUGAAGGAAUGGAUGCUAUGGAGGGUAUCGUUGUAGCUCGCAUGCUAUACAUACAGAUUUUGGAUAUGUUGCAUGAUGCACAGAACAAGUGUGCCCUUACCUCUAGAGCUGGGAUAAUGUCUGCCUUCAUUUCCAUAAUUAUGUGGGAAUUUGACUGCUUAUGCGAUGGAGGAGAUGCGAGAGAUAUUGAAGCAAUUAUGGAAGAUGUGUCUAAACAGUAUAAUAAAAUAAUAGAUGAACUGGAAACAGUAAAGUUCACGUCGAAAUCUGACGAGGAUAUUUAUAUUAAAUGCCUUAAGCAUGCAGAGGAAUCUUUUCACAAGGCAAUUAGGGCAAAGAAGGUGCUACGCCAAAGAAGCAAAAGGCCAAUCCACGGCAGCAUCGCUUGUGAAUAUCUUCUCAUCGUUGCGAGAAACAAUCUUUUUAACGAUCUCCGACGUCAAAACCCUACCGAGAAGGAAGUGCGAAAAGCUGCAGACGACUUAGCUCAAUCUGUUUUGGAUUUCUACGAUCAUUUGAUCAUAGUAGGACUGGCGGACAACUCACCUAUACUGAGCAAAAAUUACUUCAAAGAAAUUUACACUUUGUCGCAUCGCAUAAUCCACAUAGAUUAUGUCGAAACCAAUGUCAAAGUUCUCUGCUGUCGCCAAGCGCUUAUUUGCUUCGAUGCGUUGGUUGAUGUCAUUAUCGAAACUGAGAAAGAAAUUGAAGCUGCAUUUCGCCUUUGUAGACUAUGGUGUGAAAUCGUGAGACUCAUGUGGACCAUCGCAAUGAAAUAUCCUCGUCAUAUCUACUUACGCGCGGCAAUGAAAGGUAUCCAGGACUGCACGACAAAAAUUGUCACCAUCGAGACAUACGGCAUACAUAUUCAUGAGGCCAUUAAUAGGGCUCUAAAGUUUAUGCCACAACUUGAUAUACUUGUCACUCAGCCAUUUGAUGAUUCUCUUCUUCAAUAUUAUGAUUUCUUCUUACCUAAGUACAAAUUCCCGGAUCCAGAUGUAAUUUUCUUCUGA
Molecule: messenger RNA, 1152 nt
Organism: Strongylus vulgaris
Lineage: Eukaryota; Metazoa; Nematoda; Chromadorea; Rhabditida; Strongylidae
Source: the annotation of a GenBank genome assembly